Molecule: messenger RNA, 247 nt
Organism: Dimorphilus gyrociliatus
Lineage: Eukaryota; Metazoa; Annelida; Polychaeta; Dinophilidae
Source: the annotation of a GenBank genome assembly
UAUGCAAGUAGGAAAGUCCGCUGAUUCUGACUUUGGCCAAAGAUUUAGAAGAUUAAGUAGUGAGAUUGGAUAUAGUUCCGAAAGAACUGAUAUUGCUAACGCUGGAAUUAUACCGGAAGCUUUAUUGAACGAUAUCGGUUCUUCUGUUGAUGGACUUGAUAGCGAUAAUCGAAAAGAUAUUAGAAAAAAAUAUCAAGUUAUUGAUGAUGAAGAUUUCGGGCAAACUGAUCUGAAUGUAGAAUAUUGA